CUUCGACAAUCACUUUCCUCUCAAAACUCUCUCAACUUCAUAGAAUUCCAACAACUAAUUAUGGAUUUCUUUCACACCCAAAACCUCAAAUACCCAACCAAACGCAACAAACAAAGGCUAAACCAAGAACAAGUAAGCCUCCUAGAGAGAAGUUUCAUCUCUAACAACAAACUUGAGCCUGAGCGCAAACUUCAGCUAGCAAACCAACUCGGUGUACCGCCAAGACAGGUUGCUAUUUGGUACCAAAACAAGCGUGCCCGGUGGAAGACCCAAAACCUCGAGCUCGACUACAACGAGCUCCAACAAAAGCUAGAAAAUGCAUUGGUUGAAAAGAGGCGGGUCGAGAAGGAAGUGGAGCGGCUUAAAGGAGAGUUGGAGAAAGCUAAAGAAAUGGUUUGUUCUUUGAAGCAAACAGUCGACCCUCAGGUUUCUUGUAAUUCUAUUUCGUUUGAUCAUGAGGCAGCAAGGAGCUCUAGUUUGCAUGCGGCCGAUGUAAAUUUCUCUAUAGGGAAUAAUGGUGAGUUUUUGCCACUUAAUGAGGACUUCUAUGCUUGUUUCAUUGGUGUAAAUGGGUCAAGUUGGGAAUAAUUAGUGGGUGGAGAAGGAAUGUUUAUGGAUAUUUAGUUUCAAAAUAAUGUUACUUUUUGGGUAUGUUUGAACUUGAUUCGUGUUAUUUAAUUAGACUUUUUUAUGCGGAUUAUGAAAAAAUUGUGGUGUCGAUCAUGUCUUAACAUUUCUAUUUGGUUAAUUGA
Molecule: messenger RNA, 752 nt
Organism: Quercus robur (English oak)
Lineage: Eukaryota; Viridiplantae; Streptophyta; Magnoliopsida; Fagales; Fagaceae
Product: homeobox-leucine zipper protein ATHB-52
Exons: 1
Coding region: 61-588 (175 amino acids)
Biological process (GO): positive regulation of DNA-templated transcription
Cellular component (GO): nucleus
Molecular function (GO): sequence-specific DNA binding; DNA-binding transcription factor activity, RNA polymerase II-specific
Source: RefSeq, a predicted model, not a curated record